Molecule: messenger RNA, 2522 nt
Organism: Sander lucioperca (pikeperch)
Lineage: Eukaryota; Metazoa; Chordata; Actinopteri; Perciformes; Percidae
Product: zinc finger protein Pegasus-like
Exons: 4
Coding region: 142-1389 (415 amino acids)
Biological process (GO): regulation of transcription by RNA polymerase II
Molecular function (GO): DNA-binding transcription factor activity; RNA polymerase II cis-regulatory region sequence-specific DNA binding
Source: RefSeq, a predicted model, not a curated record
ACACUCGUUUGUAAGUGCCAAAUUUCUGCUUAUAUUUUUCCGACAGUAUCCGAAGGCAACAGUUGCGUUUGGGGUAACACGGAAUAUAGACGCUUCACACAAAACGGAAGCGUUCAUUUGGUUCAAUACAGAAGAAGGACAAUGGAAGAGAUAAAGACCGAGCCUGUGGAUUUUGUGAAGGAAUUCCAAGAAUACCUGACACAGCAAACCCAGCACGUCAACAUGAUCUCAGGCUCUGUUUGCGGAGAAAAAGAGCCAGGGGAGCCGUUUCAAGCCGUUGCGCCCAGGAGUGAGCAGAAUGGUCUGGAUCCUCCGUCUGUGGAGGUGAGCCUGCCAAUGGAGGAUGGGUCAGAUGUACAAAUGGACGGCCUGGAGAGGACCUGUGAUGGAAAGUACAAGUGCAGCUACUGCAGCUAUGCCAACAAGGGCAUGGCUCGUUUAAUAGAGCACAUCCGCAUCCACACAGGAGAAAAGCCUCAUCGCUGCCAGCUGUGUCCGUUUGCUUCAGCAUACGAGCGCCACUUGGAAGCACACAUGCGCUCGCACACAGGAGAGAAACCGUACAAAUGUGACCUCUGCGCCUUCCGCUGUAGCGACCGCAGCAACCUGUCGCACCACCGUCGCCGCCGCCACAAGCUCCUGCCCACCAGGGUUGUCCGCUCUCCUUUCUCCAACAAGAGAAUGUUGAGCUCCCUGCAGAAGAGAACAGGUUCACUGGGCUUCAGUAGGCGACUACUCAUCAACUUCAACUCUCCCUCCAUGGUGAUGCCAAAGUCGGAUUAUCUGAAUGACUUGUCUCACAAGAUCCACCACCAUUUGAAUAGCAGUGAGUAUAAGAAUCAUCCCAAGGUAGAUGAGAACGACACUCGCAACAGAGGUGCUAAUGGUUUGACUUUUAAUAACCCACUGGACCAGCUGUCUACACUUGCUGGCCAGUUAGCCGACCUUCAUCCUGAGUCCCAGACUCUUGCAUCCCCAGACAGGGAGUCCUUAAAAGACGAGAAGCCCAUCCUCAUACAACAGGUCUCUAGUGAACAUGUUGCUAUGUGUUCAAAUGAAGCGCAGACUUUACCACCUAAAAAUGAAUCUCCCACCUCAGGCCAUGGGAGUUGCAGUCCUGUUCCCGGCCUCGGUUUUGAGAGCACUCUUAUUGCAAGUUGUAGCAACAGCCAGCCGAGCACACCCACCCCUGGCCUGAACACACCGGACCAACAGCUCUUACAGAAAUGCCAGCACUGUGAUAUUCACUUUAUGGAUAACAUCCUCUACACCAUUCACAUGGGCUGUCAUGGCUACGAACAUCCAUUCCAGUGCAACAUCUGUGGUCACAUGUGCAUAGACAAAUAUGACUUUUCGUGCCAUUUUACCCGUGGACAACAUAAAAAGUGAUUCCAUAUAGCAACAUAGAUGCAUAUAAAGUCUUAGGUCCUUGUGUUUUCAGUAUGUUGCUUGUACAGCAUCUAAACAUGGUGACACUGAUUUACAUUUUUGUUAUGUACGGUUUACUAUUCCCUUUUUCCUUUUAUACUCACUGUACUGCAGUUCUACAUGGCUUUCAGCUUUUCCUAUUAGUUUUGGAUUGAUACUUACAAAGGGUGGACAAAACAACAGAAACAUCUUGCAACAGCUCUGCAGUAGAAAUACUAAUUGAAGGUCACUAAGUGUCAUUUCAACUCGUCCUACAUUCAGUAUUAGUUAAGGCAUUGUUACUAAUGUCCUUCUUUUCCAAUGCAUCUGCUUUUGUUUGACAUAUUAGCCUGAUAUUUUUUUGAUUUUGUUUUCAGUGUCUCAUUACUUAGCAGUGACCAGGAUUUCACUCAGCUCCUGUAGUAAAUCACAAUUACAUAGACAGCUUUAUGUGAGACAUUUAAAAUAAAUACCAACAGUUUUUAAACAUAAAUUAAAGGUAAACAUUAUGAGCUUCUCCAGCUCGGUAUUUAUAAUGGGGCUGUACAGUUUUUGUCCAGCAUCUGUAUAUGGCCUGUUAAUCUGAAUAUACACCAAAGUUUCCACCUCAGUUAAUAUUAGCUGGAUACAUUCCACUGUGAGAAACUAAAGUGGGAUGUUUAGAGACUGAUCGCUUAAUUGGCUAAUCUUCUGUUCAAAUCAUGAGUUUGUGUCCAGCCAAUUUAUUACAAUACUGCCUGCUGUUCUGAUAUUUAUUUAUACCUCACUCCGUAGACUGCAGCUGUCAGCCAAAUCAAUCAUCAAUAUUUUAUAGAUUUCAGUAUUGUUUUUUUCUUACUAAUUUAUACCCAUGGAGCAAGUCUAUAUUUAUAAGAUGUCCUGAGUAGUUUUGUGGUACCAAUUUUUAGUACAAAAUCUAAUUUCAGUGUAGCCACUUUUUGUGUGUAUAGUAGCAGAUACACUGUAGAUCCCUGUGACUCUAAGAUGUAAUGUAAAGUAAUGUUACUUUUUAUUUCAAUUAAUAGCUUUUGAUUUAUGUAAAUCCUGGUCUAAAGGAAAUACUUGUUUGUAUGUAAUUAUCUUAUUAUGGACAAAAAGUAAACAUUUGAGAUCAA